Messenger RNA from Trematomus bernacchii (emerald rockcod), 1468 nucleotides. RefSeq names its product CD209 antigen-like protein E. Gene Ontology annotation, molecular function: fucose binding; D-mannose binding. The record is from RefSeq and is a predicted model, not a curated record. Gene Ontology annotation, biological process: biological process involved in interspecies interaction between organisms. Bases 107 to 967 code for a protein of 286 amino acids. Lineage: Eukaryota; Metazoa; Chordata; Actinopteri; Perciformes; Nototheniidae. The transcript is spliced from 6 exons. Gene Ontology annotation, cellular component: external side of plasma membrane.
UAAUAUUGACAGAGCAAUUUCCUCACACAGAUAAAAGUAACAUGCUCGGGCAGUUGAGUUAAAACCUGAAGACCAGAGGAAUGUUCAUGAUUCAUGAUUUCAAAUUAUGGCAAAACAGGAAAACAAUGGAUCUAUGGUCACAGUUGGGUCCAGAAGUCUGCCACUGUAUCCACUGGUUAUCGGGUUUUUAGGGCUGCUGAACGCCAUUCUGAUUCUGACUGCUAUUGUUAUUGGGAUAUACUGUGGCAAAGUCAGUGAGGAAUCCACUCCAGACCAAAUGACAGCACAAGGGCUCAUCAUAGAGGUGAAGCAACUUCAAAUAAUGCAGACUGAAGCAGUCAAAGCUCAAAAAGAGGCAGAGCAAGCAGUAGAAAAAGAGCUCAGGAAACACCAGCAACUAAAACUGCAGUUAGGGUUGAACAAGAACCUCAUCGACAGCAUUCAGAGGAGUCAUGAAGUACUGCAAGUGGAGAGAGCUACACUGAAGUCCAAUUCAUCUGAUAUGCGGGAAAGUUGUGGACGAUGCCAGUCAGGAUGGCUUUUACUCAACACAUCGUGCUACUUCCAUGGUAAAUCAGCCUCCAAUCCCUUAAAGAACUGGCAGGAUAGCCGAUCGGACUGUAUCAGGCGUGGGGCCGAUCUGGCUGUGAUUAAUAGCUUGGAGGAGCAGAUUAAUCUUUUUGAGUUCCUACCUAAAAUGGAUCCGAGCAUUCGACCGUGGUGGAGCACGCAGGGGGGGUUUUGGAUCGGCCUUACGGAUAUUCAAACAGAGGGUCAAUGGGUUUGGGUAAAUAAUGUGCCUCUGCAGAAUCCAGGGUACUGGAUAAUAGGUGAGCCCAACAACUCAGGAACAGAGGGACAGCAUUGUGUCGCAUUUAUAAACCUAAGAAACCCAAGGAAAACAUUCUUUGAUGAUCCCUGCGAAGUACGAAGGGAAUGGUUAUGCGAAAUGGAGCCCAAGGUGUGAAAAGAAAAGAACCAUGGAAAUAUUAACAAUUGUUCUUCAAUGCAGUUGAUAACAGUCACAUCAGUCUUGGUUGUAGCUUCAUUUGUAUCAAACAGUUAUGAGAAUGGUAUCUUUUAACUUAUCUAACUCUAUUGGUAAUAUAAUUAAGGAAAGUAUUGUCAAAAUGUCUAACUAUUUCUUUGCCCGACAUGUGUAAAUGUAAGAUGGAGCAAAGUUAAACAUAAAACCCCUCAAAAAGUGGAAAUCACAAAUACUGGACAAAUCAUGUAUGUCUUUGAAAUAUCUUUGAAAUAAUCUGCUAAAUUCAUUGGACUUUUCUUCUUAAACUGUGAUAAUUUAGUAUUCUGUUACUGUCCUGCAGCAGAUGAAUAAUUAUUUUGUGAAUGUAAACUUAAAGGGGACCUAUCAUGCAAAAUGCACUUUUGUUCGUCUUUUAUACAUGAAUAUGUGUCCCCGGUGUUCCAGGGAACUCACCAAGUGUCAGAAAACACAACCCUCUCU